Racocetra persica is the source of this 369-nucleotide messenger RNA. The record is from the annotation of a GenBank genome assembly. NCBI's taxonomy places the organism in Eukaryota, Fungi, Glomeromycota, Glomeromycetes, Diversisporales, Gigasporaceae.
CAUUCAUUUGACUUAAUUGAGAAUAUGCAGUCACCAGUUGAUUCAUCAGGUUUUCCUAAAAAACUUGCCACUUAUAAGCUUAUAAAACUGUUUACUACGGGCAACAGCUCAUCUUCAGCUUCAUAUGAUUACAAUUUUGAUAUCGAUAACAAAGACUGUUCACACACUCAGUUGAUUUACAAUAUAACAAAUUGUACCGAUAAAUCAGAAUGUACUCCUUCCUAUUGUCGCGAGGUUUUUCGAGUAGAUGCACGAGAUAAUUUAUAUUGGUACAAUACUGCUCUUAAAGCUGUUCCUCCUAGAAAAUUUUCGCAACAACCUCCUUCUCCUCAAACUUUAUCUCCUCCACCUAAUCCAAAAUUCCAUUAA